AGGGUGUUAUUUGUUUAUUUGCUUUUAUUUUAUCGUGCUUUUAUGUCAUUACACUUUCUCACAAGUCUCAGCUGAAAGACUCAAAGAUUAAGCCAACAAAUUUAAAAUAAUUUGUUUUUAUAUCAGGAGAAUAAACAGCUAUUUAACUGGAGCUCAGAGCGACAGGGGGUGCUUUAAAAAAAGAUUGUUUAUCUGUUACAUGUACAUUUUCUCGGUCUCCAUGUCGUCGCGUGGAGUUGUUUUUUUCCAUGGUGCACGUGAAGGCAGCGCGCGCUAUGGGGAGAUGCUCGCUGCCGCAGCUUUCACUACGAGACAGCAGCGGAAAACAAUGUCAACAAAGAGGACAUCCUAGUGUCUCCACACAGAGCGGCUGAUCAUGGCCGGUCGGAGGGGACACGGUCCCCGCUUCAGUUCCAGAGAACCCGCCGGCUGCCUAAAAACAGCUGCAAUGCCCCGGCAACAAGAACCGUCCGGAGACACCGAGCACGCGCAGGAGUCGCUGCGGGACCUGCCGCGAUGGAUGCGGCUUUACCUCUACGGGAUGCACGGCGUGACCCUGGAUGUGCUGCUGUCCUCUGUACAGGGGCUCAUAAACAACAGAGACCCGAAGCUCGUGGGCUUCUCCUCUCCGUAUCUCUGUGUCAUGCACGCGCUGACCCACUUUGCGCUGGAGAAGAUUUACUCCCAAAAGAGCUGCUUCCGAGGUCGGCCUGUGGUCUUUCAUUUCAUAUUCUACCCGUCCGUGUACAUCGGGCUUCAGAUCCUGAUCGGGAACAUUAACACCUUGGCCGAGCAGGUGCGGGUGGUUUCUGGAACGCAGCUGGUGAUGCACUACAUCCUGGCGCUUUAUUUCUCUCAGGUGUUUCACAGAGGGUUGUCUCAUCUGCAGUAUUGUCCUGCCUCUGCCACCGACCUCUGGAGGAAGCUCCGCCACCAGAGACUCUCCCACGGUCUCCCCGGCUUCAUUCGGUUUGUCUUUUUUGGGAUGCAUGGCUUUCUGGACGAGGUGCUUUUCACGUCCCUCUUCAACCUGGUAGAGAAGGCAGAUCAGACCCUGGGUGGCCACACGUCCCUGUGGUCCUUCCUGAUGUACGGGAGCUGCAGCUUCGUGGUGGAGAAGCUCUACUUUCGUCUGCACUUUGAUCGAGGCUGGGGGACAUGGCAGAGACUCCCCAUCUACAUCUGCUUCGUCUACACCUGGGAGUUCACCUGGGGUCUGGCCCUGAGGCAGUUUGAUGCCUGCUCCUGGGAUUACUCCCACUACCCCCACAACUUCAUGGGACUCAUCACCAUCCUCUACCUGCCUGGAUGGGUCUUCCUCAGUCUGUACCAGGAUGUGCUGUCCAACAUCCUGCUCACAAUCAAAUGCACCAGAGGGGCAAAGUGCAAUGGUGGAGAAAUUGGAGAAGUUAAUGGACAACUGGACCCAAAGAACAAAACUCUUUAAUUUUCAUGGGCUUGAAUUGCUUCACAUGUAAUGGUAGCAGAAAUUUCAUCAUCAGAGUGUUUAAAUUAAUUAUCCAAUUUAUGGUAGAAGAGCUGCACACUUGUAGAUUUUGUAUUUUAGGUCAGGGUCCAUAAGACCUACAAUUGUUAUAUUGUUAUUCGAUUAACUUACUGCCAUUUUUACCCAAAGUAAACUAGAUCAAGUGGAGAUGUAAUGUUAUUUUAUACAUCUUCCUACUUUUAUAUAUUAUUUAUUUGUUAUAUCAGAGGUGGGACCAAGUCAUAUUGUUUUGCAACCCACAAGGUCAGGCCCCAAUACAUGGAACUCCUGAGUCAAGUCCUAAGCCUUGAAUUUAGUCCAGGUCAUGUGACUUAAGGUUUCCAUCAGCGUGCUUCAAGAGCUCCUUUCUGCAUGCUAAAACAUUUAUUAUAAAUAACUCACUUUAGCCCACUUACAGAGAAACUGCCACAUGAACAUGUUUUAAUAUUUUGUGUUCUUGUUACGCCUCUAAAAGAAAAAAUAAUCACAAUUUUCCCUUAAUUUGCCCAAUAUUACACCACAUGGGGACUAUUAGAGAUCACAUAAACCAGUCGUAAAUGUAGCAAAGGAGAACUUUUAAUAGAAUUGAUGACUGGAACCAAGUGUAGUUCUACUGUGAAUAUUUCAUGAACCAAACCUUACUUUGCUGGAGUGCCUUCCUGUGCAAACAGAGACUCGAACAAACAUGACUCCUCUCCUUAUCUGCAAGUGCCAAAACUGCAGAUUCGUCACAUAUAGAAUUAAGAAAUUCCCUUAACUAAGCAACACAAAAAAAUGUACUCAAAAAGCAUCUUUUGUUUUUACUAAGGAAAAUAGAUUUUAUUAGGGAUGCAUUGAUACCAUUUUUUCCAAACCGAUACAAUACCGAUACUUGGGUCUGAGUACUCGUCGAUACCGAUUACCGACACAAAAUAAUGCAAUGGAUUGGAAUACAGGUUUUAUUUUCUCCUCUGCUUUCAACAGGAAAAUAUUGUGAGGUAGAUAAAAAAUAAAAUAUGUAAAUAGAAAUGAUCACAAAACUAUAAUAUUAGGUCAACAGAAAUGACAAGUUACAGUGAAGCCACUUUCAGGCAGCUGCACUGGUAUCGGUUCCUGGUAUCAGUUAACUUUUAUCAAUACCGAUAGUGGUAUCGGUAUCGGCCCAAUACUGAUACCAGUAUCGGUGCAUCCCUGUAUUUUAUCAUUCUUUCCAAGUGAUCCUUCAAAUAUUGUGUUGUGUUUGCACUUUCUUUGAAUGGUGUUUGGCACAAACAAUAUAAAAAAUCCUCAGAGCACUCUAGUUCCUGUGCUGUUUUCUUAUAGUCCAUUUUGCACUUGGCAGCUAUACUUAUAAUCUUAAACAUCCUUUACUGCAUGAGUAAAUGAUUUUGCACACCAACUUGUUUGAUGGCCGACCGACUGUUUUAAAACCACCUUUUACAUUUGUUUGUGCACUUUUUGAAGAUUAAAAUGACCAAACAAUUUAAUGAAGACAAGAAAUGUUUAAAUAACUUGCAGUGUAAUGCAAGAGAAUGAAUAAAAUAAAAUAAAAUAAAGUUGACUAACAAAA
This is a messenger RNA of Nothobranchius furzeri (turquoise killifish), 3035 nucleotides long. RefSeq names its product transmembrane protein 229A (gene tmem229a). The record is from RefSeq and is a predicted model, not a curated record. Lineage: Eukaryota; Metazoa; Chordata; Actinopteri; Cyprinodontiformes; Nothobranchiidae.